GUUCGUAUGUUUUGACGUUAACAAAUUGAACUACCGAUAAAAACACCAAAUAAUAAUUAAACAACGGUAGUUUAGACCUAAUAAAUUAUUACAACGGCUAAAUAUCCUCACACUUCAAAUAUCAAAUUAAUUUCCGUCCUUUGCAAGUCAGGAUUAGUGCCCUCGUAGAUCACACGAGUAGUUCGAUUACACCUAACCUCAAAACAACAUGUGUUUCUAAGUCGGGAAAAAUGCCCCAAAACGCGGAUUUCUACAACACGUGUCUCUCAGAAUUCAAGGAGAUUGUCCACAAACCUGCAAAUUUCCUCCAGAUUAGUGACCCCCUUUGUGAUCAACUCAAAUCAAGUUUGAAAAAAUGUUACGAUUACGCGAAAUCGGAACAGGUCACAAAAACGGACGCUUUGUCGGAAUUAGGUGUCAAAAAUUUCGAUUUGGAGCAAAUUUGGCAACAAAUCGAGUUACAAAAUGAGAGUUUAACCACACAUUGUGUGACUUGUGUUAGCAGAUUAGUCGCUGGGAAAAGCCGGCUUUUGUUUAAUAAUUUGCAAAAAAGCGAGAUUGAGGAUGACGGGGGCGAAAUUGGGGAAAAUUCAGACGCUUCCAACCCUAGUAGUGAGGAUUUAAACGACGUGGAGAGCUCUGAUGAUGAAAAUGAGACGACCGAAACGAGAGAACCCCCAAAACGGUCAAUAGUCGACGAUGAUUUCUUCAAAUUGGACGAAAUGGAGCGAUUUCUUCGCGAAGAAGAGAAGAAAGAAGGAGUUGAUUCUGGGAACGAUUCUGAAUCCGAAGCAAGUGUUGAUUUAUUCGAGUCUGAUUCUGGUGAUUCAGAAGAUGAAGCAAAGACGGCCAAAUACAAGGAUUUCUUCGUCCAAAAUGAAGAAAAACCGUCGACUUUUGAAUUGCGCCAGAAGCGUCUUGCUAAGAAAAUUGAAGAAAUUGAAGAAGAGGCAAUUCAGGACAAGUCUUGGCAGUUGAAGGGCGAAAUAACCGGUGAGAAACGGCCUCAAAACUCCCUUUUGGAGGAAGUGGUGGAGUUUGAUAUGACGACAAGGCCGCCCCCUGUCAUGACCGAACAAACCACAAUGCAAUUGGAGGAUAUAAUCAAAAGAAGAAUCAAAGAUAAAGUUUUCGAUAGUGUGGAACGCAAGACAAAACCAGUUGAAAACUUGUUAGAUUACAAAAAGAAAAUUGUUUUGGAUCAGGAAAAAAGCAAAGAGUCUUUGGCACAAAUCUACGAAAAGGAGUUUCUUCAAGCACAAGAACCGGAAGAUAAGGAAAAAGAAGAACCCGAACUCCACAAAGAAAUCAACUCUUUAAUGAGGAAAUUAUUCACUAAAUUGGAUUCUUUGAGCAAUUUCCACUUUACCCCAAAACCUGCAGUCCCCGAUUUGAAAAUUAUCAGUAAUUUACCGGCGAUCAGUGUGGAAGAAGUGGUACCAACUGCUGUAAGUGACGCCACAUUGUUGGCACCUGAAGAAAUUCAAAAGAAACCAAAAGGUGAUUUCGUCGGGAAGAAUGAAAGAACCACGACUGAUAAAAAACGGGAACGGAGAAAAAAGAAAUUGAAACAAAAAAUUCACGCCAAAACGAAGAAGGAAACAGUGACAGGGAAAAAUGUCAAAAUGAUGGCGGAAAAAGGGAAAAAGAUCAAGUCGUCUAAGGAGUUUUUCACCCAAUUGCAAGAACAAGUCCAAUUACCCCAGAUUAAGCGGAAAACGAGCCCAAAUAAUAAUAAAAAGAGCGCAAAAAAAUUAAAAUUAUAAUUGAAUAAAUUGAUUGUUUUUCUCAUUCAUUCAAUUAGUAAUAAAUAAUGAUUGUUUCU
Tribolium madens (black flour beetle) is the source of this 1825-nucleotide messenger RNA. RefSeq names its product U3 small nucleolar ribonucleoprotein protein MPP10. The record is from RefSeq and is a predicted model, not a curated record. Gene Ontology annotation, cellular component: Mpp10 complex; sno(s)RNA-containing ribonucleoprotein complex; small-subunit processome. The transcript is spliced from 3 exons. Gene Ontology annotation, biological process: rRNA processing. Lineage: Eukaryota; Metazoa; Arthropoda; Insecta; Coleoptera; Tenebrionidae. Bases 231 to 1766 code for a protein of 511 amino acids.